Pseudomyrmex gracilis is the source of this 544-nucleotide messenger RNA. RefSeq lists its product as uncharacterized. The annotation marks the transcript as partial. Lineage: Eukaryota; Metazoa; Arthropoda; Insecta; Hymenoptera; Formicidae. The transcript is spliced from 5 exons. The record is from RefSeq and is a predicted model, not a curated record.
UCCUUUUUGAUGUUUGACCUUUCAAAGUGUUUGACAACAUAUUAUUAUCGUUGUGAGAAUACGUAUAAUCGCAGACUGGCAUAUUCAUUCCUCUCGAAUAGAGGCUUUAGCGUCAUUGUAGCAAAGAAGAAGAGACGAAUUGCAUCAUUUAUAAGUGAAGAAUACAUAUUAAUAAUUAAAAUGGAUGAUGAUAACCAGUUCCAAAAACAGUUAGAAGAAUACAAUAUGGAAAACAUUCAUCGAGUAGAAAAUUUUCUUUUGACGAUAGAAAACAACAAAUUGAAGGACCGAAUAAAGUUAUUAGAAAGGAAACUUGAAAACUUAAUAAGGGAACGAAUAAAGGAAAAAGAGACUAAUGUAGAUACCUCGCAAUCAGAUAUAUCGCAAAAUAAGCGAAAAAGACAAUCAUCACCUGUAAAUGAAGAAGCAUUAGACGAAUCUGUGGACACAGAAGAUAAAGAGAAUAAACAAACAAAAGAAUCAGUAGCUGCAAGUAAAGAAUUAGAUCAGGCUGCGAACACACAAGCAAAUAAAGAGAAUGAUC